AAAUUCCACCCUUUCUCUCUCUACCUCUCCCACACAAAACAAAAGAGCGUCUCAUCUCUCAAUCUCUCUCUCUCUCUCUCUCUCUAGAAUCCAUAGAUAGAGAAUCAAUUAUCUACAGUAAACGAACAAAUAAACACUAUCAAGCUGAGAAAUGGCGACGAAUAUCGGAAUGAUGGAUGCGGCAUAUUUCGUUGGCAGAUCAGAGAUUCUGGCAUGGAUCAAUUCCACUCUUCAACUCAAUCUCUCUAAAGUCGAAGAGGCGUGUUCUGGCGCGGUUCAUUGUCAGCUAAUGGACGCGGUGCAUCCAGGAAUGGUACCUAUGCACAAAGUCAAUUUCGACGCUAAAAGUGAAUAUGAAAUGAUUCAGAAUUAUAAGGUCCUUCAAGAUGUUUUUAACAAACUCAAGAUCACUAAGCAUAUUGAAGUGAAUAAGCUAAUAAAAGGAAGACCGCUUGAUAAUUUGGAGUUCAUGCAAUGGAUGAAGCGUUACUGUGAUUCUGUCAAUGGUGGCGCUGUCAACUACAAUCCAUUGGAGAGGAGAGAGGCUUGCAAGGGAGGAAAAGAAACAACCAAGAAAUGUCCACCAUCUCAAUCUUCUGCCAAAGGUUCAACAGCUGCCCCUAAAGCACAGUCCUCGCAUAAUGCACGAAGAAAUGAUGCAACGUCUGUCAACUCUGCAAAUCAAUCCGCGAAGGCUUCUAAACCACCUCCUAGUGCUGUACCUGCAUAUGAUGCACAGAUCACAGAAUUGAAGCUGUCAGUGGAUAGUCUUGAGAAGGAGAGGGACUUCUACUUUGGGAAGCUGAGGGAUAUUGAGAUUUUGUGCCAGAGUCCUGAGAUUGAAAACCUACCUGUUGUUGCAGCAAUAAAGAGAAUCCUGUAUGCUGCCGAUGAUAACGCGUCAGUGGUUGCAGAAGCUCAAGCCAUGCUUCACCAAACAGAAGUAGAUCAUCUAAGCCCCAUUGCUGAGCUAUCAUCAGAGGAAAAGAUGAACUCUGAUUCUCAGAAGAGAAAAAACAUUGUGAACUUUGAUGUUGAAGCCACAGGCAUUACGGUGUUGUCACCCAGACAAAGGCUUUCGGAUGCUACCGAUGUUCAUUGCAGUGGGUCACCUCUUAUGACUUACUGAUUAAUAUCUCAAAAUCAGAGAAUGUAUUCUUAAUUGCAUCAGCUUUACCAAACAGUUUUCUUCAAAAAUCUUUCUCCUUUAAAUCUAGAUUUCCUUCUGGUGUUUACAUAUGUAACUCAACAAGUAAUAGUGGGGGACAUGCAUUGAAAGGUUUAUGUUCAGGCCCAAGUAUAUUUUACAAAGCAUUUUCUGCUUAUAUUGUCCUCCUUUUUCCAAUUAAAAGAAAUAGCAUUGAUAUUUAGCCCAUUA
Molecule: messenger RNA, 1378 nt
Organism: Ricinus communis (castor bean)
Lineage: Eukaryota; Viridiplantae; Streptophyta; Magnoliopsida; Malpighiales; Euphorbiaceae
Product: microtubule-associated protein RP/EB family member 1C
Exons: 6
Coding region: 152-1129 (325 amino acids)
Biological process (GO): protein localization to microtubule plus-end; spindle assembly; thigmotropism
Cellular component (GO): microtubule organizing center; microtubule plus-end; cytoplasmic microtubule
Molecular function (GO): microtubule plus-end binding
Source: RefSeq, a predicted model, not a curated record